Messenger RNA from Lethenteron reissneri (Far Eastern brook lamprey), 1530 nucleotides. RefSeq names its product anoctamin-4-like. Gene Ontology annotation, biological process: chloride transmembrane transport. Lineage: Eukaryota; Metazoa; Chordata; Hyperoartia; Petromyzontiformes; Petromyzontidae. Gene Ontology annotation, molecular function: chloride channel activity. Gene Ontology annotation, cellular component: plasma membrane. The record is from RefSeq and is a predicted model, not a curated record.
GUUUCAGACGAAGACGCGAUGUCAGACGAGGAGGACCUGGAGGGGGGCUAUGCUGUGGUGCUGUGCGGCCGACGCGACCUGCCCCAGGGGGCGACGCACGCCGAGCUCACACUGAGCUCACACCAACACAGAGACCAGGACAUGCCGUGCAUUGUGGUCAAGGCGCCAUUUCUCGAUGUUUACGAACAGAUGACAAAAAUCCCAGAGAGUGAGAUAUUUUCAAAAAAAGACCUGAAAAUCGUAAAUGGAUCAGCAGCUUUGGGGAGGCGGCGCUACAUUCGCGAAUUCUCCUCCGAGCUGCUGGAGGAGGAGGCGGGAGGCAGCAGCGAGUGUGAGGAGUUUGAAGAUACCUGCACUACCUCUUACCUCAAAUGCUGCAAAACCAACCCCAACAUCAAUCCAGAGGCUGGGAUGCUUUCUGACAGAGAUUCAUCGAAGCGAGGAGCCAUGAACGGGAAGAUUGUGAACUUCAUGAUGCAGAACACGGAGAGACAGUUCCAGUGGCUGGAGCACCUUGAGCAGCACGUGAAGACGCACUUCCCUCUGCACGAGAAGCGAAUCCGGGAUAAUCUGAUGAAGCGUUGGGGACACAUCCGUGCCCUGUUCAAACUGCAGCCCCUCAACCUCGUCAGGGCGUACUAUGGAGAGCAGGUGUGCAUGUACUUUGCGUGGCUGGGCUGGUACACCCACAUCCUGCUGGUGUCCACCCUGGUGGGACUCGGGGUGUUCCUCUACGGAGUGGCCACCUUCAACUCCAACAUGGUCAGCAAGGAGGUGUGCGAAGCGACGGACAUUGUCAUGUGUCCCCUGUGUGACGAGGGCUGCCACUUCUGGAACCUGUCGGACACGUGCACCUUCGCCAAGGUCGCCCAUCUGUUCGACAACAGCGCCACUGUGUUCUUCGCUGUCUUCAUGGCCGUUUGGGCCACAGUGUUUCUGGAGAUGUGGAAGCGCUACCGGGCAGUGCUCACCUGCAGGUGGGACCUCCUGGACAUGGGGGAGGAGGAGGACGAGUUGGUGCUGCGUACGGUGACGCGCCGCUACGUGCCGGGCCGGCCACGCUCGCCCCGCCACAGUGGCACCGCCUUCCAGCAUCACCAGCCCCCCUCCUCCUCCUCGUCGCCCUCGGGACUCACGUGCCGCAAGGUCGUCUCGCUGGGCAUCAUCUCCAUCGUCUGCUUCCUCAUGAUCUGCGUCGAGAUCGUUGCUGCGUACGCUAUCGUGGCCUACCGCGUCCUCAUGCGGGACGUGCUCUCACGGAGAGUGGAGCCCGGAUUCUUCCGCAACAACGCCGGCCUCGUGGUGGUGGGGAGCGGAGCCAUCCUCCACUUCCUGCUCAUCCAGUGCAUGAACAAGGUGUGCGGCAUUGUGGCCUCAAAAUUGGCAAACAUCGGGAGCGUGUCGCGGAGAGAAGAGGGAGCGACGAUUCUGCAUCUUCAUCUUCAUCUUCCAGUUCUAUUCACCAACUUCAGCUCCCCUCUUCUACGUGGCGUUCUUCCUGGGCAGGUGCAGAGGACACACGUCAUCUGA